AAAGGCACUAUUUUGAUUGUUUCCUCUAAAAACAAUGUGCAAAUAAAGUAGCGAUCCACAGAAGACGAAGACGACAUAUAUGGACCGUCAACAAACUCCGAACGCGCCACUCCUUCCGCCGCCGAUGGUACAUCAGGAUGACGCCGACGAAGAAGACGAAACUGUGAAGCAGCUCAACGAGUGUUCUUCUGUCUACUUAUCAUUACAGGAUUGUCUGAUCAAUUCUAACCGGAAUUGGAAAUCUUGUCAAAAAGUUUAUUCCAAAAACUAUGUGCUGGUUGCAGAAGUUCAGGCUCUCAAGGCAUGUAAUGAUAGAAGACAGAAAGACAAGAGGAGUUGAGAAGUUUUUCGAAGUUGGAGGCUUACAGUUAACUUUUUCUGCUAAUUUUUCUUAAAAAGAUACACAAUGAUGACUAACUAUUAACUGUUGCUGGAAUUAAUAAACUGAGAUGAGUUAUGGCAAAAACAUGGCUAUUUUCUUUGUGUA
Molecule: messenger RNA, 487 nt
Organism: Solanum pennellii
Lineage: Eukaryota; Viridiplantae; Streptophyta; Magnoliopsida; Solanales; Solanaceae
Exons: 3
Coding region: 80-340 (86 amino acids)
Source: RefSeq, a predicted model, not a curated record